AUGUCUAGCGGUUGGAACCCGAUUACCGGCCGUGACCCAAGCGGAGGCCGUCCAGCUCAUGCUCCUUACGGAGCCCCUAUUCCGAGCCAAGGCCAGCCCUACAUCUUUCACUCUGGCGGGCCGGGAUACAAUUUUGGUACAGUGCCUCACUACAACACCUGGGGAGGAUUUUCUUACACCAUGAACCCAUUAGCAAACCCGGGAGUGUACCCUGUUGGCUAUUCGCCUGCGCCUUCAGCUGGAGCUACAGGUGGCUACUACACUCAGCAGACGUUUUCGUACCAACCCAACGGAACGGGCAACAUCCUCCCACGCCAGCCGCAGCCUUGGCCUGCGAUCGACCCUACGAUGCCGGCGGCCCAAAUGACUAACUCUACAGGAGGCGUGGGUUGCGAGCCCGGUUACAACCUGUUCUUUUCCGCCGAGCACACGAAGGCUCACGUUUUUCGGUCGAACACGCCCCCUUGGCAGUUGCCCGCAACUGCCCAACUUCCCUUCAAAGCCGUCCAUAUUCCCUGCAAUACUACCCUCGAGGAGCUGCUCAAAGGGUUUGGAUGUACGAACCCAGUUCCGAAGAAAAACAAGGUGUUUGAGAUUCAGAGCGCCGGAGGAGGGAAAUGGUACAAGGGCUUGGAAGUGAAUGGUGGCAACAAGGAUCUUAUCAAGAAGACGAUCAAGGAUAUUGGCUGGGACGCGACGAGAACUGGAAAUCCGCGUGAAAAGCCAGUCGUGUGUUUGUGGUUUUGCAAGGAUUAA
Pochonia chlamydosporia 170 is the source of this 756-nucleotide messenger RNA. RefSeq lists its product as hypothetical. NCBI's taxonomy places the organism in Eukaryota, Fungi, Ascomycota, Sordariomycetes, Hypocreales, Clavicipitaceae. The coding region runs from base 1 to 756 and encodes 251 amino acids. The record is from RefSeq and is a predicted model, not a curated record. The transcript has a single exon.